AUGGCCCCCUGCCUUGCAGGCACUAUGUUCAUCGGAAUUGUCCUGCGCACACUGCGCGGCUGGCUGCACGAUUAUGCCUGGAGCCCGGUGGGGCUGGACUUGGACAACUCGGACUACAUCUUCGAACAUGUCAGCCACAACCACGUGCGCUUUGAGCUCAAGGAUGUAGCGCUGACCAGCGCGGUCUGGCGCUUCCUCGUGGGCCCUAUCUUGCCCCUCACGGUGCAGGAGGGCCGAGUGGACCAGGUCAAGGCUGAAAUCAGCCCAGACACGCUUUCUGUACAGAUCACCGGCGUCACGGUCCGACUGCGGAAGCUCCAGCCAGAGGAGUGGUACCGCGAAGCGGAGGCUUACAAAACCAGGCUUUUGAAGGAGAAGCGGCUGUUUGCCUCGGGCUCCUUGUCGCAGACAGAGCUCCGGCGCUGGAUAAAGGCGAAGGUCCGGGUGUCGGUGCUCGAUGCCAAGGCCGUUCUAGAAGAGUCGGACUGGCAGCGCUGCGCCGUGCUGGGGUACUGCAAGUCCGUGCACGUUGCGGAUCCGGACCAUGAGUCCUGGAGCGACUUCCGCGCGAUGCCGUGCGAGGCGCCUUGGGACACUUCGGCACGAGACGCUCACUUCCAGAUGGCCAAGGACGUGCUGAUCUCGGGGGUCCGGGGCUUCUUCCUGGCGAAGCCGGACCUCGAGGUCAUGGAGCUGGACGGACACUUCACGGAGGAGAAUGCCUUGUGCCCAGAGCUGGACGUGGGGGCCUGCUAUCGGAACUGGGACUACGGUGCCCUCCACCAGGAGGAUCUGCAAGCCAGCGCCCUGCGCUCGGCGCGGCGGGUGCUGACCCUCCACGCCGCGUGCGCGCCGCCGGAGGAGGCGUCGUCCCUCACCCUUCGAUUGAACGCCGAGAGCUACGCCUACCUCACGGGGCUUCUGGCGAAUAUGGACUCCCUGUACUUCAUGUGGUCCGCGGUGCUCGUUGACGCCUGCAAGCCGGCGGGUCGCAAGCCCACCACCCAGGAGGCAGAGCGCUAUGUGGCGCUGUGGAAGCAGUACCUCAGCGGCCCCAGCAUCCUGGGUCGCGCCUCCGAACUGUCCAGGCUGGAGGAUGAGCUGCUCUGGGGCUUCUGCCAGCGCCUGCGCCGCCUCGCAGAAGAGGAGCUGGCUUUUGAGGAGCAGGUUGGGUGCUGCGGGAAAAACGGCGAAGAGCUGCGCUUCUGCACUGCCGGCAGCCACUCCGGGCGCAGCGGGACGGAGCCGCUGGAUCCCGUGGAGCUUUUGGAGGAGCAGAGCAACUUCGAGGACGAGCUGCUGAGGCAUCCCAUGCCGCGCCUUUCCCCACAGAUCCCGGAGGCUGCAGUCUUGCAGUGCCUGGGAGGCGCCCUGGGGCUCGAUGACGAGGCGGCUCACGUGCGCAGCCGCCUGCGGGGCCGGGAGGAGGCUGCGAAGGUGGCGAGCCAGGAGUUUCUGCUUGACUCAGUUUACCAGGUGGCCCUGCCCCAGUUCCGGGUGGUUCUGGACUUCAGCGAGCUGCGAGGGGAGUUGCUGGCAGUAUUGGAGGGCGAUCUGCCGGGGUUUUCUGUGACCUACAGCAGCCACCUGGACUGCAGGUUUCUGGCGGUGAGCAGCAACUGGGCCAAGUUCCAGGAGACGGAGCUGUGCCAGAGCCACGCCGAAGCCUUCAAAGGAGCCCCUGCGCUGCACUGGGAACAGCUGCAAGUGGAGUCCACCAACUUUGGGGAGAUGAAACGCCAGGUCCGCAUGCAGGGGGGCCUCACCGUGGACCUGCGCCGACUAUGGCCGUACCUCAGGAACUUCCCGGGUCUGCGUGACCUGGAGCCGAACUUGCUGGCCUUCGAGCGGUGGUUCCCCAGGCAGCCUCGCGAGACUCAGCUGGAAGCGGCACUGGCUGCUCCCGGUGUGGGGAGGCAGACCACCUACAUCUUGGACGUGCCUCUCUUGCGGCUGCCCCUAGGCUCCGCUUCGGUGCCGGCGCUGGAGGUGGUGGCGGUGAACACAAGGCUCAGCUACAGCUCCCUCUACGGCGUGCACUCGCUCUUCCUACCCGAGGGGCAGAUCCUUUGCCCUUCUUUGCCGUCGCAGAGAGGGAGGCCGCUGCUGGCGAUGCAGGAGGUGGUGGUUGAGCGGCUCGGAGACUUUGAACGGAACUGGGCCAAGGUGCAGCUGGAGAGGGUGGAGUUUGACCUCAGUCCUUUCUUGGUGCUGCUCUUGGCGAAGCAUUUGCGCGCCUACGACCCGGACGUGCACUUCUCCUCCUCUGGACGGCAGGAGCGGCGGCCGACCCCGCAGAUGGACUUGACUUUGAAGUCGGCAUCACUGCGGCUCUGGCCUUUUGACGCGGAGGAGCCGAAAGUCCGGCUGCACCUGCACAUGCUAGAGCUGGCCACCGUCAAGAGCAUGGUCGCGCCAGGCCUGGCGGACGCUGAAGGCGUCAUGCGGCUUAAGUUGCAGGGGCUCAUCGGGGACAGCUUAGCGCUGGCGGGAGGCCGCAGCGUCUUCGUUUGUUCUGCCCUGGAGGGUGAGCCUUUGCAGCUGCGCUCCGCUUUGGAGCUGUCGGCCGCCUUUACUUCGGAGAGGUCGCGGGUGGUGCUGGUCACUCUGUCCGUGCAGUUGUCUCCCACCCAAGGUCUGCUGGACACCUGGCACCUCCUGGCGCCCCUCUUCACGAAGACCAAAACGGAGGGUGGCGCGGACUUGGACGGCAUUCCCGCAGAGUAUGUGGAGGGAGACCGCCGGCCAGAGGCGCAGCGCGCCAGGGGCGUGGCGUCCAGUCAAUGCUGCCUUAUCAUCCACGAGGUGGACGUGGGCCUUCACCUUGGCUCCGCGGAGCAUGGGGCUGCGCUGUGUUUGGGGAGCCUCCAGGCCUGCAGCGCCCGCCCGGCGGCCGCCAGCCGGGUGAGCGCACAGCUCAGUGCCUCGGAGGCGGAGGCUCACCUCUUUGAUGGCCGAGACUGGCGCCCCGCGGAGCUGCGGCUGAAGCGCCUGGGGGUGUCGGUGGCCCAGGUGCCCAGCGGAGCAAAGGAGCUGCACGCUGGAGGUGUCUUUGUGACCUGGCUGGCCGUGCUGCACCAAAUCCAGGCCGCGGUCGUGCUGGAUGACUCCCAGGAUGCCCUAUCCAGGUGUCGGGCUGCGGCGUUGCGUGUGGGCCGCCUGGCGCUCUGGAGCAGCGGGGUGAAGGACGAGCCCGAGGAAAUGGAGAGCCACGAACGGGCGGAGCUACUGAGGCUAUGCCCCAUGAGGCCGGAUGAGGAGGAGCCCUUCUACCGGCUGCUGAAGCUGCCAGGCGCGGAGAAGACUUCGCCUUGGCUGGCGCUCACCUUGCAAGGCGUGUGGCAGGAGGACAGAUUCCACACCAUGGAGCCCUACCUGCGGGAGGGCUGCGCCGUGUUUCGCGAUGCCUCGGGGGAGCACUUCCUGUGCUCACGGUUCGGGCAGGCUUGGUCCAAGAGCUCACCCUCAGGAGAGAUGCGAGGCUUGGACCCGCAGAAGGUCAGGUUCCACGCAGAUCGCAAGGUCUUAAGCUUGGACCUGGCCCCUACUCAACUGCUUCUGCGGCGCAUGGACUUGCUGCCGCUCCGCAGGCUGGUGCGGAACCUUCAGGAGCUUGGGCAACUGCGGCCCAAGCGCGAGGCCCCGCAGCCACUGAGCCGAGCACAUGCCAGGGAGGCGGACCGCAUGCCCUGUGCACGGUGGCAGAUUCUGCUUCGGGCAGAUAUCGAGGUGCGGCUGGCGGAGCUGCCGGCGUGCCCCUCGUUGGUGCUGCGCUGCAGGCCAUCCAAAGAGCUGGCGCGGGGCGCGGCAAAGCUGAUGGUCCGCCUGGAGGAGCUGUCGGUGGAGCUAUUAGCGGCAGAAGGGCAGGUCCUGGCGCGCCUGGCGCUGCGGGAGCUCCGCGCGGAGCUGCGGCCUGGGGCCGGCGGGGAGAAGGAGGUGAGCGCGAUGGUGGGCAACAUCAUGGCCACCCACGGCUGCGAGCGCCAGAUGUGGCUGCGCCAGAUGAACGCAGGAGACCAGCACGUGAGCUUCAAGUACUGCCGCGGGAAUCAGCUGGACUUCGCCAUCGAGCCCACAGCGCUGAGGCUACACUGCGCCUGGAUGCAGCCGGUGGCAUCGCUGCUCUGGGGCCUCACCUGGUGGCGCCAGCAGAGCCGCCUGCAGGAGCCGGAGCCGGAGAUGGGUCUCGGCCUGGUGCCGGUGGUGCCAAAGGUGGAGGUGGCCUCUGAUGUCGUGAGCCCCACAGCCACUGGGGAGGAUGUCACAUCGCAGGAUACAGCGCUGCAGCCCUGGCACGGCACCGUUUGGCUACUGCCCUGGGAGCCCGUGGGGGAGCAGGCGCCCGCGGGUGCCCGGGUGGCGCUGCAGAUCCCAGCAGAUGGCACGUUGUGGGCGCGGAGGCAGUCGACUGCCUGGUUGCCUCUCAACAACAACUCUGUCACCACCAACUACCGGCACUUCUCCACGCAGAUCUUCCCUCAUGGCCUGUGUUGUACAGGCGCGGAGUUUUCGGAGGGCAGCCGCUGCUGCGUCGCCUUCGACGCCGAGGAGGACAAGGACGCCGUGGUGAGGAUCUUUGCGGCGCUACACUUUCAGCGAGUCCGCAAGAGUUCGCCCCCGGUCAUCUCGGUGCCUGCCUCCUCCAUCACCACGAGGGCACCCAGGUCCUCAUUGGCGAACACCAGUGCCCGAGUGUUCCAGAGGUCCAAAACCGUGACCACCACGCUGGCUUCGCGGCUGGCGUCAAGAAGCCCGGCCUCCAACCGCAGCAGGUCGGUGACCUCGCCCUUCUCCAAGCGCUCGCCGGCGACCCCAGCCCAGGCGAGCGUCGCCAGCGCCAACGACGAGGUGGCGGAGGCAGCCCAGACCGCCGCGGGCGCCUCCGGCGCGGGCAUGGCGGUGCACAUCCAACUCAAAGCCCUGGAGUUCUGGCUUCCGUCGGAGAAGGAGGUGCUCGCAAAUGCUGAUGCAGCCAUUCUGGAGAGCGACAACCGGGAGUUGGGCUUUCUCGUUGUGGCCUCGGCCGAGGGUGAGACGGGCAGCUCGGUGCAGGUCUCUGCGGAGCACCUGGCGGCGGUGGUGGCGCCGCUGCACCGCUGCUGGUGGCCCGAGGCGGAGGAGCUCUCAGAAAAGAGCGCGCUCGAGCGCCCACCCUGGCCGGAGCUGACCUUGGAAAAGCUGGAGAUCGAGACCAAGCCGGAUGAGGCGGAGAUCAUGCCGUCCUUCGGGGCGCUCAAACGAUGGGCUCAAAGCUCACAGGACGCGGUAUCUCCGCAGGAGUCUCCCCUGAGAGGUGGGCGGCCUCAGCCGCCGCCGCUGGAUUUGAUGGAAAGGAUCACCAGCGACACGUUGCCCGCGCCCUCGAAGGAGCCCAUGCAGCGCAUGUUCUCGCCUGUGGAGGAGCGUGUAGUCACCGCGCUGGAGCGCCUGGCGCGUGGCGAGAGCUGCGAGGGCCAACUGGUGGAAACUCGGGGCUUGCAGAUGGUGCUGCUCUGGCAGCCGGAGAAGCUGGUGGGGGUCAGGUUGGAGUCCUUCUUCGUGAACGUGCCUUUGGAAGUGGUGAGGUGGUGGCAGGGCUUCAAGGAGCACACCAGCGCGCUGGUGGAGUUCUCCAACCACGGUGCUGAGCUGUUGCAGGCCCCGACCAGCUCACGGCUCUGGGCUGCUCCCAUGCAGCUGCCCCUCAGUCGCGGUACCCUUCGGCCGCAGCUGGAGAAGGAGCCCGAGCUUCCCGUCCGCAAGUGGAACACCCUCUUUUCAGGCAAGGUGAUGCAUCGCGCUUCCACCUCGACCCUGGCAUCGGAAACCACUCACCUGGAGAAGGCAGAGACUGCGAGCCUGCCGGAGGAGACGCAGGCCUGGCGAUUGGAGCUGGACUCUUUGGGGGAGCUGCAGCUGCGACUCUCAGGCGGCCUACUGGCGCCCUCCGAGUGGAUCGCUUUGAGGAUCUCCGAGGUGCACGUGCGAGGCCCUUUGAGGCCUCAGGAAUCGGCGCCCUUGUCCUUCCUGCUACUCUGCGAUGUGGUGUGCCACAAUGCGCCAGUGGCACAGCUGGUGCCGGUCGUGGAGCAGUUCGAGGUGACCGUGGAUGUGGACAGGAAGCAGAAUCAGAUCUCCUGCGACGCAAGCUCCGCACGCGUGAACGUGAACAUCGACCGGGUCCUGGUGAACUUCUUCCGCACCAUGCGCCAGGGGCUAGAGGAGGUUCAGCAGCGGACGCUGCAAGCAGGGCGCUUCUUCCACUUCGAGAAUCUCACUGGCGUGCGGAUCACGGUGCAGUGGCGUCAGCGCAGAGGAAAGAGCGGCCCAGCGGAGCUGCCGCCGGGCCAGCGGACCCAGAACUACGAGCUGCGGUCCGCCGAGCGCUUUGCCGACGUCCGUUUUCUGGAGGAGGACUUCGGGUGGGAGGAGAAGAUCACCAUAGAGCUGGACCCGGUGCUGAGCCGCGCGUAUCAGAUCAGGGAGGGCUGCCCCAUUUUCGUGGAACCAGACAAUGACCUGAAGGAGGGGACAGUGACCUUCCGCAUCAAGAGCGCGCUGACCAUCUACAACGAUACCGCGCUGCCGCUGCAAAUCACGCUUUGCACGGCCGCCUUCCAGCGCUGGCGUCACCAGGUGGGGGACCUACUGCGCUCUGGCACGCGCUUGGUGACCUUCAACCAGAGCAUGACCAUGACCACCCCGACAGAGGACUGGGAGGACGACUUGGAUGCUGCAGCUCACUCACAAAGUGAGCGACGCAAGGCCAAGGACUUUACGGCAGUUCUGAACCUGCCGCCCCACGCUUCCGCGGAGGUGCCGGUGAGCUGGUUCAUCUUCUCCCGCCAGCACUGGCCCUCUGUGCGGCUGCAGGUCCUAGGCGCUGGGUUUGAGGGAGUGAGCCGGCACUUCCCGCAGCUGGCGGCGUUGCUGGAGGAUGUGGCGCUGGAUGAUGAGGAUCUCGAUGACGAGGAUGCGACAGGCCCGCGACUGACACAAAGGUCGGAGGAGCGAGAGCGCAUGGGCGACCGGACCAAGUUCAGCCUCUUCCUGAAGACAUACAUGAAGCUCUCGGGCUACAUCGAUGCGCAGGAUAUGCCCUUGGCCCUGGACGAGGAGGACGUACAGCAGGUGCAACGCUUCAAGAUGCACCUUGGCAACCUGCUGGCCAUCCGCAACAUGCUGCCAUUUCCUGUCGUCCUGCAGCUGGCGGCGCCGGACAAUAGCUUCAAGGACGUGCCGCUGCCGGAGCCCAGGUCUGUCAGCCAGCUCUUGGAGACGAGGGACUGCUCCAGCUCUUCGUCCUUGUCCCUGGACCCACUGGAGCGGGUGAAAGAGGAGCCGGUGCGGUGCUUCUCGCAGGACCUGCCGGGGGAGGAGCUUCUUCAGCAUACCCAGCUGGAUGGCAUCAGUGCGCUGGCAUUGAGCGCUGCCGAGCGGCAACGCCUCAACGCCCGCGGCAUCGCCACAUACGUGCUGGGCGUGGAUCAGGAGGUGGCGCUUCCCUUUGCCAAACGCCUGGUGCGGCUGAGAUGCCUGGCCAUGGCAGACGAGCAGCUGGAGAGCGAGUCCGACGCGGAGCCUCCCGAGGUGGCGGUGGCGCAGGGCAUGCUGAAGCUACCCGCGGUGAGCGCCAAUCGCCCGCACCAUCAGUCCAUCACCUUGGAGAGUCCGAGUGGCCAGUUGGUGCAGGUGUCUUUGGAGCUCACUCGGGACAGCUGCGUGCUCUUCGUUCCCUUCAUCUUCGAGAACCUCACGCCUCUCACCUUGAGCAUGAAUCGAGAUGCCUUGCUGGGCCCGGGCUGCCGGGCUGUUCUGCCACAAGAUCCACAGCAUCCGGACACGGCCUUCUUCACAUUCCUGACGGCCAAGGAGAUCAAAGAAGCUCAGGAGGGAGGUCGCAGCCCCAAGCAGACGCCCUUGCGGAGGUUUGGCAGCAACCGCACCAGCAGCGCCAGCUCCACCUUCAGCCGCGCCAGCCUGAGCUUCGCCGUGCCCUUCUUGUCGGACGUGGGCCGAGAGCACCGGCCCAGCACCCGGCUGUCCGGGUCGGCCGCGCCCCGCGAGGUCUGCGAUUUCCAGUCGUUGCCCAUGACUUCUCGCAAUUCCCAGGAGCAGGCAAACAGAUGCGCAGGGACCAGGCAGGCGGAUUGCACUGCAGGGAGCUGCUGGAUGUUUCGUUUGGGCUUUCGAGAGCCCAUGUGGGCUGUCGCGCUGUCCCCACGCAUCAUGGGAGGAGGAUUCUUCAGCCUAUUCCUGGCGUUUGGGCUGGCGGAUGCCGCAAGCUGCUAUGACCAGACGUUCGAGAAGGCCGAUUGGCCAUUCUGCGAGCAAUUGGCAUCUGAUAUCCUCAUGUACUAUGGCCCCUCGGGCGACUUCGUGAAGCUGGGCCUCUUCGUGGAGAGUCACCAGGCCUGGAGUUCUGUCGCCUUGGGCGGCAACGGCGGCAUGAAGGGCGCCCAGCAGUUCGUUGUGCGCAAAGUGAACGGCGAGUUUGCUGUGGAGGAGCGCUACUCCGCAGACUACACCACGCCCCAACUGCAGGCUACGCAGGAGGUCAAGCUCAUCUUUGCCAGUGAAGAAGCAGGGAACAUCGCCUGGGGUGUGCUGCUUCCCAAGACUUCCUGCGCUGAAGGAGAGAGGUAUCCAAUCGAAGACGUGAGCCGCUUCAUGCACUGGGCGCUGGGCGCAAGCCAUGACUUCACCUACCACCCACGCAGAGGUCAAUUCCAUGCGAACCUGAUCUCCGGGCCGACAGUUGAGCUGGACAUGAGCGGCUACCAGAACAUCAGCAUGACCAUGCCCAACGUACCAGUGGUUCUGGGUCCAGGUGGCUACGAUCAGAAGAACCCGUACGUUUGCAACAUCUUCAACCUCGAAGAGAUGCUCCCAGCAGGCCUGACCGCCGACAACAAGCACCAUGUCGCCAUGUUCUCCCCCAUUCUGGACCCGGACUCCGUCCAAUACGUGCACCACAUGAUCCUCUACGCCUGCAACGACCAAGCGCGCGUCAGCUUUUCGCACAACCAGGUGGUCCCGGAGUGCGAGAGCAUGCCGCAGGGCUGCAGCGAGCUGAAGUGGCCCUGGGCCAUGGGAAGUGAGCCGGUGGUCUUCCCCCCGCAGGUGGGCAUGCCCAUCGGCCAGGGCCAGAAGUGGUUCGCCCUGCAGAUGCACUACUACAACCCCUCACUGCACACGGGGGUCACAGACAGCAGCGGCGUCCGCAUCAGCCUCGCGGACAGCGUCCGCGCCUACGACGCCGGUGCCUUCCGGUUCAAUGGCGGCACGGGACCCAGCAUGCGGGCUGCUCUGCCGCCGGGUGUGCCGUUGCUCACCGUGAAGCAGGCGCUGCUACCAGCCGCGUGUACCAACGAGUGGCAGGAGGACGUGAACGUGCUCGGCGUGGUGUACCACGCGCACCUGGUGGGCAAGCGCCUGAACAUCGAGGUGCUGCGAGGCAGCGAGAGCUUGGGGGAGCUGCGCAAGGAGAAGCUCUACGACUUCAACCAUCAGUCCUUGGAGCCGGCCUCCGUGAAGACGCUCAAGAAAGGAGAUCAACUGGUCAUGACCUGCACUUAUGACACCUCAAGCCGAACAACACCAACACAGUUCGGCGACUCCACGCAGACUGAGAUGUGUUGGUCGGCCUUCAUGUAUUACCCCGUCCAGAAGAUGAACCGCGUCCUCUUCACGAGCGAAGACUGGAUGCUCUGCGAGGGCGCUGCCCAGCAAUAUCACGCCAACACCAUCCCCUCCAUCCCCGCAAGCACCUGCCAAGCCGUUGGCGACGUUGGUUCCCAGACAGCCCUGGACCUGCUCGCGUCCAUGGGUGUGAAUGUCACCGGGGUGACGGAGCGCCCCUCAACGAGCUCAACGAGCCCGGAAGGUCUGAGCGUCUCGGCCUCGACCACGGCCAGUGGCUGGCUGCUUGCGGUCUGGGCCUUCGGCGCCUUCUGA
Molecule: messenger RNA, 9936 nt
Organism: Effrenium voratum
Lineage: Eukaryota; Dinophyceae; Suessiales; Symbiodiniaceae
Source: the annotation of a GenBank genome assembly